AUGAAGCGUUUCGGGUAUAGUACAAUAUUAUUGUGUCAUCUGACACUGAGUCUGCUGAUCAUAAAAAGCGAAGUUAUUGCUGCAAGUCGUAAAGAUAAAAUAAUCGUUGCCGGUCGGGCCGUUUUGCAGAAUGAAGGAAGUUUUCAAGCCGCUAUUAUAUACAAACAGAAUUUGACAUGCAGCGGAUCACUUCUUAAGAGUCAUGUUGUGUUAACAUCCGCUUCGUGUGUGCGGAAUUUCGAUUUAUCAAAAGUAAAGGUUCGAUCUGGAAGUAACGCCUUCAAAAAAGGUGGACAAUUGCGUAGUGUUCAACAAAUUGUAAUGCAUCCGUUGUACCAAAGUGGUGAGCACUCCCAUAACAUUGCUCUGCUAAAACUUAAUAGAACUUUCAAUUUAACAUCGCCUAAUAUCGACAUGGUUCAGUUGCCUACACCAAAACAGUCGGAGUUACCAUCGUCCCUCUUCAUAUAUGGCUGGGGAAUAUCCAGCUUAAAUGUUAAUGGAUCUCUAAGCAAAUAUUUGCGUGUCUCCAAAUACAAAGUUUAUUCCAACACAAAAUGCCUGCGAUAUUUACCCGAAAACGACAAACAUAACAACCAACCCCCCUUUUGUGUGGGAGAUCGCAGCAAGCAUUUCGAUAUAUGCAACGAUGACAGUGGGGGACCAGCUGUGGAUCAAAACAAGACGCAAUACGGCGUGGUUUCACAUGGAGGGAAGUGCUUUCCAGAAGAUAUUAUAAUUCUUACGAAUAUAAUACCGCACUUGCCUUGGAUAAGGGAUGUACUUCAAUCGUGGAAUGAACAACACAAUUUCGUAUAUAAAUAA
Musca vetustissima is the source of this 825-nucleotide messenger RNA. RefSeq lists its product as uncharacterized. The transcript has a single exon. The record is from RefSeq and is a predicted model, not a curated record. The coding region runs from base 1 to 825 and encodes 274 amino acids. Gene Ontology annotation, molecular function: serine-type endopeptidase activity. Gene Ontology annotation, biological process: proteolysis. Lineage: Eukaryota; Metazoa; Arthropoda; Insecta; Diptera; Muscidae.